Molecule: messenger RNA, 1140 nt
Organism: Ochlerotatus camptorhynchus
Lineage: Eukaryota; Metazoa; Arthropoda; Insecta; Diptera; Culicidae
Product: ADP,ATP carrier protein 1
Exons: 3
Coding region: 158-1063 (301 amino acids)
Biological process (GO): mitochondrial ATP transmembrane transport; mitochondrial ADP transmembrane transport
Cellular component (GO): mitochondrial inner membrane
Molecular function (GO): ATP:ADP antiporter activity
Source: RefSeq, a predicted model, not a curated record
ACUCGACUCGACUCACGACUCGGCUACAACUAGCAGAGCUAUCCGGCGUUCAUUCUCUUUGGAUUGUGCCCUCCGUACGGUUAGGAAGCUCGCGGCCUUUGUACCUUCAGUGCGCUCAUCGCCUAGUGUGUGUGUCAGAAAAAAAGAAUCAGAAGCAAUGUCUGGAAAGAAGCCUGAUCCCUAUGGCUUCGCCAAGGAUUUCCUGGCUGGUGGUAUCUCCGCCGCCGUGUCCAAGACUGCCGUGGCCCCGAUUGAGCGCGUCAAGCUGUUGCUGCAGGUACAGGCUGCUUCAAAGCAGAUCGCUGUCGAGAAUCAGUACAAAGGCAUCGUCGAUUGCUUUGUUCGCAUCCCCAAGGAACAGGGCUUCGGAGCUUUCUGGAGAGGUAACCUUGCCAACGUGAUCCGGUACUUCCCGACCCAGGCGCUGAACUUCGCCUUCAAGGAUGUCUACAAACAGGUGUUCUUGGGUGGCGUUGAUAAGAACACACAGUUCUGGCGUUACUUCCUGGGUAACCUGGGAUCGGGUGGUGCCGCUGGUGCCACUUCGCUGUGCUUCGUCUACCCACUCGACUUCGCCCGUACCCGUCUGGGCGCUGAUGUCGGCCGUGGUGGACAGCGUGAGUACAACGGUCUGAUCGACUGCCUGAAGAAGACCGUCAAGUCCGAUGGUAUCAUCGGUCUGUACCGUGGCUUCAACGUAUCCGUUCAGGGUAUCAUUAUCUAUCGUGCUGCCUACUUUGGUUGCUUCGAUACUGCCAAGGGAAUGCUGCCAGACCCGAAGAACACCUCGAUCUUCGUCUCGUGGGGUAUUGCUCAGGUUGUAACGACGGCCUCCGGCAUCAUCUCCUAUCCAUUCGACACCGUCAGAAGACGCAUGAUGAUGCAGUCUGGCCGUGCCAAGGCCGACAUCAUGUACAAGAACACCCUCGACUGCUGGGUCAAGAUCGGCAAGCAGGAAGGUUCCUCGGCCUUCUUCAAGGGCGCCUUCUCCAACGUCCUGCGUGGUACUGGUGGUGCUCUGGUGCUCGUGUUCUACGAUGAGCUGAAGGCUCUGAUGGGUUAGAUAUAAGUUUAGCGAAAACAUUAAAAAAGUUACAAAAAACCAGUAAACUAAACCAGCUAAGGUGGUAAAAAUCAGCA